AUGUUACAACACCGUCAUCAUCAACUGAAGAGACCACAACAGUCGACGAAUCUUCUAGCACUUCAGAUGUUACAACACCGUCAUCAUCCAACUGAAGAGACCACAACAGUCGACGAGGAUCUUCCAGCACUUCAGACGCAACGAAGCACAAUAGUCGACAGAUCUUCCAGCACUUCAGAUGCUACAACAUCCCUUUCUACUGAAGAGAGCACAACAGUCGACGAAUCUUCUAGCACUUCAGCUGUUACAACACCGUCAUCAUCAACUGAAGAGACCACAACAGUCGACGAAUCUUCUAGCACUUCAGCUGUUACAACACCGUCAUCAUCAACUGAAGAGACCACAACAGUCGACGAAGCUUCCAGCACUUCAGACGCUACAACAUCCCUAUCUACUGAAGGAAGCACAACAGUUGACGGAUCUUCCAGCACUUCUGAUGCUACAACAUCCCUUUCUACUGAAGAGAGCACAACAGUUGACGAAUCUUCUAGUACUACAGAUGUUACAACACCAUCAUCAUCAACUGAAGAGAGCACAACAGUCGACGAAUCUUCUAGCACUUCAGAUGUUACAACACCAUCAUCAUCAACUGAAGAGAGCACAACAGUCGACGAAGCUUCCAGCACUUCAGACGCUACAACAUCCCUAUCUACAGUCGACGGAUCUUCCAGCACUUCAGAUGCUACAACACCGUCAUUAUCAACUGAAGAGAGCACAACAGUUGACGGAUCUUCCAGCACUUCAGAUGUUACAACACCAUCAUCAUCAACUGAAGAGAGCACAACAGUCGACGGAUCUUCUAGUACUUCGGAAGGUGCAACUCCAUCAUCAAAAACUGAAGAGAGCACAACAGUCGACGGAUCUUCCAGCACUUCAGAUGCUACAACAUCCCUUUCUACAGAAGAGAGCACAACAGUCGACGAAUCUUCUAGCACUUUAGAUGUUACAACACCAUCAUCAUCAACUGAAGAGAGCACAACAGUCGACGAAUCUUCUAGCACUUCAGCUGUUACAACACCGUCAUCAUCAACUGAAGAGACCACAACAGUCGACGAAGCUUCCAGCACUUCAGACGCUACAACAGCCCUAUCUACUGAAGGAAGCACAACAGUCGACGGAUCUUCCAGCACUUCAGAUGCUACAACAUCCCUUUCUACCGAAGAGAGCACAACAGUCGACGAAUCUUCUAGCACUUCAGAUGUUACAACACCAUCAUCAUCAACUGAAGAGAGCACAACAGUCGACGAAUCUUCUAGCACUUCAGCUGUUACAACACCGUCAUCAUUAACUGAAGAGAGCACAACAGUCGACGAAUCUUCUAGCACUUCAGCUGUUACAAUACCGUCAUCAUCAACUGAAGAGACCACAACAGUCGACGAAGAUUCCAGCACUUUAGACGCUACAACAUCCCUUUCUACUGAAGAGAGCACAAUAGUCGACGAAUCUUCUAGCACUUCAGAUGAUACAGCACCAUCAUCAUCAACUGAAGAGAGCACAACAGUCGACGAAUCUUCUAGCACUUCAGCUGUUACAACACCGUCAUCAUCAACUGAAGAGACCACAACAGUCGACGAAGCUUCCAGCACUUCAGACGCUACAACAGCCCUAUCUACUGAAGGAAGCACAACAGUCGACGGAUCUUCCAGCACUUCAGAUGCUACAACAUCCCUUUCUACUGAAGAGAGCACAACAGUCGACGAAUCUUCCAGCACUUCAGAUGCUACAACAUCCCUUUCUACUGAAGAGAGCACAACAGUCGACGAAUCUUCUAGCACUUCAGAUGUUACAACACCAUCAUCAUACACUGAAGAGACCACAACAGUCGUCGAAGCUUCCAGCACUUCAGACGCUACAACACCCCUAUCUACUGAAGGAAGCACAACAGUCAACGGAUCUUCCAGCACUUCAGAUGCUACAACAUCCCUUUCUACUGAAGAGAGCACAACAGUCGACGAAUCUUCUAGCACUUCAGCUGUUACAACACCGUCAUCAUCAACUGCAGAGACCACAACAGUCGACGAAGAUUCCAGCACUUCAGACGCUACAACAUCCCUAUCUACUGAAGGAAGCACAACAGUCGACGGAUCUUCCAGCACUUCAGAUGCUACAACAUCCCUUUUUACUGAAGAGAGCACAACAGUCGACGAAUCUUCUAGCAUUUCAGAUGCUACAACAUCCCUUUCUACUGAAGAGAGCACAACAGUCGCCGAAUCUUCUAGCACUUCAGCCGUUACAACGCCGUCAUCAUCAACUGAAGUGACCACAACAGUCGACGAAGCUUCCAGCACUUCAGACGCUACAACAUCCCUUUCUACUGAAGGAAGCUCAACUGCCGACGGAUCUUCCAGCACUUCAAAUGCUACAACAUCCCUAUCUACUGAAGGAAGCACAACUGCCGACGGAUCUUCUAGCACUUCAGAUGUUACAACACCAUCAUCAUCAACUGAAGAGAGCACAACAGUCGACGAAUCUUCUAGCUCUUCAGAAGUUACAACACCAUCAUCAUCGACUGAAGAGAGCACAACAGUCGACGAAUCUUCUAGCACUUCAGCUGUUACAACACCAUCAUCAUCAACUGAAGAGGGCACAACAGUCGCCGAAUCUUCUAGCACUUCAGCUUUUACAACGCCGUCAUCAUCAACUGAAGAGACCACAACAGUCGACGAAGCUUCCAGCACUUCAGACGCUACAACAUCCCUAUCUACUGAAGGAAGCACAACUGCCGACGGAUCUUCCAGCACUUCAGAUGCUACACCAUCCCUUUCUACUGAAGAGAGCACAACAGUCGACGAAUCUUCUAGCACUUCAGCUGUUACAACGCCGUCAUCAGCAACUGAAGAAACCACAACAGUCGACGAAGCUUCCAGCACUUCAGACGCUACAACAUCCCUAUCUACUGAAGAAAGCACAACUGCCGACGGAUCUUCCAGCACUUCAGAUGCUACAACAUCCCUUUCUACAGAAGAGAGAACAAUAGUCGACGAAUCUUCUAGCACUUCGGAUGCUACAACAUCUCCUUCUACUGAAGAGAGCGCAACAGUCGACGAAUCUUCUAGCACUUCAGAAGUUACAACACCAUCAUCAUCAACUGAAGAGAGCACAACAGUCGACGAAUCUUCUAGCACUUCAGCUGUUACAACACCAUCAUCAUCAACUGAAGAGAGCACAACAGUCGACGAAUCUUCUAGCACUUCAGAUGUUACAACACCAUCAUCAUCAACUGAAGAGAGCACAACAGUCGACGAAUCUUCUAGCACUUCAGCUGUUACAACGCCGUCAUCAUCAACUGAAGAGACCACAACAGUCGACGAAGCUUCCAGCACUUCAGACGCUACAACAUCCCUAUCUACUGAAGGAAGCACAACAGUCGACGGAUCUUCCAGCACUUCAGAUGCUACAACAUCCCUUUCUACUGAAGAGAGCACAACAGUCGACGAAUCUUCCAGCACUUCAGAUGCUACAACACCGUCAUCAUCAACUGAAGAGAGCACAACAGUCGACGAAUCUUCUAGCACUUCAGAUGUUACAACACCAUCAUCAUCAACUGAAGAGAACACAACAGUCGACGAAUCUUCUAGCACUUCAGCUGUUACAACGCCGUCAUCAGCAACUGAAGAAACCACAACAGUCGACGAAGCUUCCAGCACUUCAGACGCUACAACAUCCCUAUCUAUUGAAGGAAGCACAACAGCCGACGGAACUUCUAGCACUUCAGAUGUUACAACACCAUCAUCAUCAACUGAAGAGAGCACAACAGUCGACGAAGCUUCCAGCACUUCAGCUGUUACAACGCCGUCAUCAUCAACUGAAGAGACCACAACAGUCGACGAAGCUUCCAGCACUUCAGACGCUACAACAUCGCUAUCUACUGAAGGAAGCACAACAGUCGACGGAUCUUCCAGCACUUCAGAUGCUACAACAUCCCUUUCUACUGAAGAGAGCACAAUAGUCGACGAAUCUUCUAGCACCUCAGAUGCUACAACAUCCCUUUCUACUGAAGAGAGCACAACAGUCGACGAAUCUUCUAGCACUUCAGAUGUUACAACACCAUCAUCAUCAACUGAAGAGAGCACAACAGUUGACGAAGCUUCUAGCACUUCAGAUGUUACAACACCAUCAUCAUCAACUGAAGAGAGCACAACAGUCGACGAAUCUUCCAGCACUUCAGAUGUUACAACACCAUCAUCAUCAACUGAAGAGAGCACAACAGUCGACGAAUCUUCUAGCACUUCAGCUGUUACAACGCCGUCAUCAUCAACUGAAGAGAUCAGAACAGUCGACGAAGCUUCCAGCACUUCAGACGCUACAACAUCCCUGUCUAUUGAAAGAAGCACAACAGUCGACGGAUCUUCCAGCACUUCAGACGCUACAACAUCCCUAUCUUCUGAAGAGAGCACAAUAGUCGGCGAAUCUUCUAGCACUUCAGAUGUUACAACACCAUCAUCAUCAACUGAAGAGAGCACAACAGUCGACGAAUCUUCUAGCACUUCAGCUGUUACAACACCGUUAUCAUCAACUGAAGAGACCACAACAGUCGACGAAGCUUCUAGCACUUCAGACGCUACAACAUCCCUAUCUUCUGAAGGAAGCACAACAGUCGACGGAUCUUCCAGCACUUCAGAUGCUACAACAUCCCUUUCUACUGAAGAGAGCACAAUAGUCGACGAAUCUUCUAGCACUUCAGCUGUUACAACACCGUUGUCAUCAACUGAAGAGACCACAACAGUCGACGAAGCUUCCAGCACUUCAGACGCUGCAACAUCCCUAUCAACUGAAGGAAGCACGACAGUCGAUGGAUCUUCCAUUACUUCAGAUGCUGCAACAUCCUUAUCAACUGAAGGAAGCACAACAGUCGACGAAUCGGACACUACUUCAAAUGGUACAACAUUUUCAUCAGCAACUGAAGAAAGCAAAACAGUCGAUGGAUCUUAUGGCACUUCGUCUUUAACUGAAAAGAGCACAACAGUCGCUGAAUCUUCCAGCGCCUUAAAGGGUAUUACUGCAUUAUCAAGAGUAGAAGGAACAACCGAGGAUCUUGUUGCUAUGGAAACUACAACUCCCGCUCUGUCAUCUAGCGCCACUUAUAAAUCUGUGUUGCAUGGCACAGAUUGUGAUAUAUUAGUGCAUUUGACAGUGCUAAGUAAAUAGUACCAUGUACGGAUGAAGAUACAAGCAGCCUUACUUCCGUUAUGAUCUUCGGGUUGCGAAGUUACCAAAUUUCUCGAUAUUUCGCAAUGUUAAUG
Molecule: messenger RNA, 5243 nt
Organism: Bactrocera tryoni
Lineage: Eukaryota; Metazoa; Arthropoda; Insecta; Diptera; Tephritidae
Product: serine-rich adhesin for platelets-like
Exons: 2
Coding region: 1-5148 (1715 amino acids)
Source: RefSeq, a predicted model, not a curated record